Molecule: messenger RNA, 2694 nt
Organism: Tilletiaria anomala UBC 951
Lineage: Eukaryota; Fungi; Basidiomycota; Exobasidiomycetes; Georgefischeriales; Tilletiariaceae
Product: glycoside hydrolase family 79 protein
Exons: 2
Coding region: 292-2580 (762 amino acids)
Source: RefSeq, a predicted model, not a curated record
GCGGAAUAUCUUCCCUUGCCCUACGAAGGGGCCCGCCCACAACAUGAAGCUGCAGCGGCAAUUUGCACUGCUCAAAAUUGGUCGAUGCUGGUCCCGCCCCUCCUUACCUCCCGCUUACACAUUCAUCAACGCGAAGGGCUUAACAGAGCAGUGCGGAACGGGUACCGGGUGGUGUGCUAUUAUUAACAGCUCAUACCUCCAUGCUCCACCCCCUUUGACUGCUCGUUGCACUCCAGAGACAUUGCUUCGCGCUCGCAACUUUGCCCAAGUACAAGCAGAUCUGGACAAAGCAUGUUCACCUUGCGAAGCGCCAACAUGCAGGCAGUACGGUCCUCUUUGCGUCUGAUUGCAUCUUUGCUGCUCGCGUCUGCGACUUCUGUCACCGCUCAGAACAACGCAGGCACCGUCAGCCUUUCGCCAGCAGCAAAUGUUCAAUCCGCCAACGGCCUCUCGGUCGUGCUGUCGCCCUCCUUUGCCGGCAUGGGAAUCGAGCCGUCCAAUCUGCUCUCUUUCACCGGAUCCGGUUCAGUCAACCAGCUAACGUACCAGCUGUUGUCCAACCUCGCCAAUUAUUCUGGCGUGCCGCCGCAUCUGCGUAUCGGGGGAAACUCCGGUGACAACAUGAUUUACGGCCCGAAUGAGUCUGGGAUAGGCCUCAUCACCAACUCCAACCCUCACGGGCAGGGCAACACACCGACAGAUAAAUUCAUCAUCGGUCCUGGCUUCUUCAACUCGUUGGACCUCAUGCCGCCAAAUACGCCCAUCACCUAUGGACUCAACCUCGCAUACAACGGCUCAGAUGCUGUAGACCGGCUCGUAGAGCAAGCAGAGGCUGCAUUUACCUUGCUUCAGAAUGUCAAAAUCGUCAGCCUCGAGAUUGGAAACGAGCCAGACCUAUACCUUAUCAAUGGCUACCGCGAUUCGGGCUGGACAGUCAACAACUUUGGCUCCGAAUGGUCGACUCGUGCUCAGGCUGUCAACAACCAGGUGCUGAAGAAGCGCAACUUGCCCACCAAUUUCUUUGAGCCCGCCGUGACGGCCACGACGGCCACCUCAUCAGGGCAUGCGUACCGUAUCAGCAACCUGGUCAACACAGGAGUUGCCGUCGAUAAUGGAAUUUACGUCGCCGGGUGGAACCAGCACGAUUACUUUUAUUACGUCGGCGUCAGCACGUACGAAUUAAGCUCGGGAUACCUCCUCGACCUCUCCAACACGUACAAACAGUUCGGCGAGUGGGCCAACCAGGCGCAGUCAGCGGCCGUUACGGGAAAGCCGUACUACCUGAGGGAGAUGGGCGCCGUUGGUCCGACAGGGAUUCAGGGCAUCAGCGAUACAUUUGCUAAUACGCUUUGGACUCUCAACUUUUUCCUGUAUGCUGCCACCAUUAAAGUUUCGUCGGUGCAGAUGCACAUGACGGACAACUCGUAUGGCUCGCCUUGGCAACCAGGCAAUGCCAAUGGCGUCGGUCCCCACGUCCGUUCGUCGUACUAUGCCUUUGCGGCAAUGUCGCAGAUCGUGGGUGCGCAGUGCAAUACUCGCAUCGGAACUCUCAUGAUUGGUAACGUUCCAGGCGCAUACAACAGCCAUCUCGCUGCCUACUCGGUCUACAGAGGAAAUGAUCUCGCUUCCACCGUGCUGAUCAAUACGCAAGAGUCUCAGAGCUACGUCUACCCCAAGAACAGCAUUUCGUUCAGCGUUUCGCUACCAAAAAUGGCUGGGCAGACUGCCUAUUUGUCUUAUCUCACCGCUCAGGGCUCGGACUCGAAGCAGAAUACCACCUGGAACAAUCUGUCCUUCGAACAGUCCAACACCGGUGCACCUACGACCGUCAACGAUGGUAACACGGCCACUGUGCAGGUCGGGUCAGAUGGCACGCUCAUCAUCCCUGUACGUGACUCGCAAGCCGUUGUCGCCGCCUUUGGCGCACCGAUCGGGUCGAACAACCAGGUUGACCAGAACAACUGCAAGUCGCUCUCAGCCAAUACAUCCGAGGGAGGCGAGACCAGCCCAGACGCCACCAGCGCACCACUACCAACAUUCAAGGCAGUCACCGGCUUCCCGUCGGAUGGGCAGCUCAGCACCGCCGCCAUCCUCGGCAUCGCAGUUAGCGUGUUCUCCGUCAUCUUUUUCUUCGGUCUUGCCAUCUUCCUAUGCGUUUGCUUGCGCCGCCGACGCAGGCAGCGAGCAUACAUGCAAAAGCGCCUGUACAGCUCGACUGACAUGAUCACCACGGACACCCGCAGGCGCUCAAGCGCCAGAAUCAUGUCGGAGCGACCCGGCUCCGCAUUCGUUGCAGCUCGCAUUAUUCACGAGGGCGAACAGUCCGGCAAUACGUUAGUCUACUCGCAGGAGCAGCACGGUCAUGGGCGUUAUGAUUCUACUGGUUUGCCAGAUCUGCACAGAUACCCGGGCGGCGGCGACGGCGGCACAUGGACACCGCCAGACGCGCGGUACAUACAUGUGCGAACAGGCAGCGAAGACGCGACGCCAAGCUCAUCGAAGACGUGGUACAAGAACGAUGUCGCAGGUGGCGUUUCCAAACAGAGAUCUUCCGACUGGCACCGACAGUCCAUGAGCUGAAGGCUCCUUCGCUUUCUCGCAUCUCUUGUAACUUCGUAUCUUCUACGCAAACCAAUCAUUCACGCUGCAAUUGUACACAAGAUAGCUCUACAGUCAACUAAGUGCCGCUUAAAC